Messenger RNA from Didymodactylos carnosus, 1118 nucleotides. The record is from the annotation of a GenBank genome assembly. Lineage: Eukaryota; Metazoa; Rotifera; Eurotatoria; Philodinida; Philodinidae.
AUUUAGUCACAGGUAAAGGCGAAAAAAAAUAUUUUCAAAUAAAACGACGAAAAAACAGAAAGAAUCUUUGCUAGAAAAGAACGUUUUUUUUUUUUCUGUCUUCAACAUUAAAUCUCAUAGCCUAACACCUACCUGCAUUUUUUCAUUUCGACUUUCUAUAACGUAUAUAUUUAUAAAACAACGAUAUUGGUUUAAACCAUUCAGCUCAUCGUGGGAAGAUAUGAUUUGGCCGAAUACUUGGUUCUCCUAGUGAAGUAUAAGAUAUCGUUACCCAUGAGUAUUUCUAAAAAGAAAACGCGCAUCAGUGGACCGUGGUCCGCGGUCAGAGUUGGGCAAGUCCGAGCCCCUUGCAGCGUUUUCGAUUAGGUGAGGGCAUUCCUCUACAUUGUUUCGAUCAGUUAGUGAAUGGAAAUUGAGUUACUCACUUGCAAGCGAUUAAAUUUCUAGCUAACUAGGAAAAAAAAAACGUUCUUUUCUAGCAAAGAUUCUUUCUGUUUUUUCGUCGUUUUAUUUGAAAAUAUUUUUUUUCGCCUUUACCUGUGACUAAAUAAAUUUGAUUUCUUCGUUAUUCAGAGUUAAAACGUACACUAAAGAAAGAAAAUUUUAUCCACGCAGAAAUUGUUCCAUUGAGUCGAUUAUUACAAACACCAACGCUAGACUUUGGUACUGAUAACAGAUACGUUGAUACUCUACUACAAACAUUUGAAAAAGGAAAAAUUGACGACUUAUUUGUUACACCAUCAAUUCAACGUCAUUCUGUUACUGCAUUAAGAAAGAACCAGAUAACAAUAACAGAUCUCGAAGAAUAUUAUCGUGAUCAUGUUUAUAUACCAUUUUUGACUGAAUUAGUUGAUAAUAUCAAAAAUCGACUACCAGGAAUGAGAAGUCCACGAAUUGUGUUGUUAACCAUAUUGAGAUCAGAAUUAAUGAGAACAGAAAAAACAUCACAACCAAAUACACAGUUAGCUGAUAAAUUUGUUUACCAGUGUCGACUGCACCAGCUGAACGACGUAUUAUUCCAUGAAAUGUCAACUGUUAUUCCUGUGGGAACUAUAGUGGCUGAUGAAAAAUGUUCUGCUAUCAGAGGUGGGCAAGUCCAAGUCCGGACUUGGACUUAA